This is a messenger RNA of Seriola dumerili (greater amberjack), 877 nucleotides long. It is a transcript of the gene folr, whose product is annotated as folate receptor beta. Gene Ontology annotation, cellular component: external side of plasma membrane. Lineage: Eukaryota; Metazoa; Chordata; Actinopteri; Carangiformes; Carangidae. Gene Ontology annotation, molecular function: signaling receptor activity. The transcript has 5 exons. The coding region runs from base 144 to 872 and encodes 242 amino acids. The record is from RefSeq and is a predicted model, not a curated record.
CACACACACACACACACAUACACACACACACACACACACAUUGAUGUGUGUUCUCCAAAUCUUGUUUAUAAAAGGUGACUGGAGAUACUAAUUUGUGGGAUCAUCCCUUCAGGAAGGAAUCAUUACAGAAUCUAACAAGAGCCAUGUGGGUUGUCCUUGCCUUGCUGCUUGCCCUCUCCAGUGGGGCUCUGUCUCUGAACAAACUCAACAUGUGUAUGGAUGCCAAACACCACAAAGUAGAGCCUGGCCCUGAGGGAAAACUUUACCUUCAGUGUUCUCCCUGGCGUGACAAUGCAUGCUGCACGGCCAACACCACCGCAGAAGCCCACAACGAUAACUCCUACCUGUACAACUUCAACUGGAAUCAUUGUGGUGUUAUGAGCCCCCAGUGCAAGAAACAUUUCAUCCAGGACACUUGCUUCUAUGAGUGCUCACCACACUUGGGACCCUGGAUACAAAAAGUGGAUCAGAGCUGGCGUAAGGAGCGUAUCUUGGAUGUGCCUCUUUGUAUGGAGGACUGCCACAAUUGGUGGGAAGAUUGCAAGAAUGAUUACACUUGCAAGACUAACUGGCACAAGGGAUGGGACUGGAGCUCAGGUGUUAACAAAUGCCCUGAAAGCAGCAAGUGCAGAAAGUGGACUGAAGUUUACCCAACACCCAAGUCCAUGUGUGAGCUAAUUUGGUCCAACUCCUACCUUUAUACCACCCACUCCAAUUCCUCAGGUCGCUGCAUGCAGCUCUGGUUCACCGGGCCAAACCCCAACACGAAGGUAGCUGAGUACUACCUGAACAACGCACAACAGCACCAAAGCUUUGCCUUGACAACGCUACUUUUCCUGGCUGUUGGAUCUUUCUCUUUAUGGAUAUACUAACAUGA